This is a messenger RNA of Aspergillus ochraceoroseus IBT 24754, 1296 nucleotides long. It is a transcript of the gene mpkA, whose product is annotated as mitogen-activated serine/threonine-protein kinase SLT2. Lineage: Eukaryota; Fungi; Ascomycota; Eurotiomycetes; Eurotiales; Aspergillaceae. Gene Ontology annotation, biological process: protein phosphorylation; intracellular signal transduction. Gene Ontology annotation, cellular component: nucleus; cytoplasm. The record is from RefSeq and is a predicted model, not a curated record. The transcript has 5 exons. Bases 1 to 1296 code for a protein of 431 amino acids. Gene Ontology annotation, molecular function: protein serine/threonine kinase activity; ATP binding.
AUGUCUGACCUACAAGGACGGAAAGUUUUCAAGGUUUUCAACCAGGAUUUUGUCGUGGAUGACCGGUACAACGUGACAAAGGAACUGGGCCAGGGUGCCUACGGUAUUGUUUGCGCAGCUACUAAUGUUCAGAACGGGGAAGGUGUUGCCAUCAAAAAGGUCACCAAUGUCUUCAGCAAGAAGAUUCUGGCUAAGCGGGCCUUGAGAGAAAUCAAGUUGCUUCAGCAUUUCAGAGGCCAUCGCAAUGCAAGUCAACACGAUUGUAGGGCUGACCUAGGGCAGAUCACUUGUUUGUAUGAUAUGGAUAUUCCCCGACCGGAUAACUUCAAUGAGACAUACCUGUAUGAAGAAUUGAUGGAAUGUGAUUUGGCCGCUAUCAUUCGUUCCGGACAACCUUUAACCGAUGCCCACUUCCAGUCCUUCAUCUACCAGAUUCUUUGCGGACUUAAGUAUAUUCACUCCGCCAAUGUCCUCCACAGAGACCUGAAACCCGGAAAUUUGCUGGUCAAUGCGGAUUGUGAGCUCAAGAUCUGUGAUUUCGGUCUGGCUCGUGGGUUCUCUAUCGACCCGGAAGAGAAUGCAGGCUACAUGACCGAAUAUGUUGCAACAAGAUGGUACCGUGCUCCGGAGAUCAUGCUUAGCUUCCAAAGUUACACAAAAGCCAUUGAUGUCUGGUCUGUGGGCUGUAUUCUAGCAGAACUCCUCGGUGGUCGUCCCUUUUUCAAAGGUCGCGACUACGUCGACCAGCUUAACCAAAUCCUACACUACCUGGGCACCCCGAAUGAGGAGACCCUGAGCCGCAUUGGUUCCCCACGUGCCCAGGAAUACGUGCGCAACCUGCCGUUCAUGCCCAAGAUCCCAUUCCACCGCCUGUUCCCCAAUGCCAACCCCGACGCUCUUGACCUGCUCGACCGCAUGCUCGCCUUCGACCCCUCCUCCCGUAUCUCCGUGGAGCAGGCCCUGGAGCACCCAUACCUGCAGAUCUGGCACGAUGCCUCCGAUGAGCCAACCUGCCCCACAACCUUCGAUUUCCAUUUUGAGGUUGUUGAGGAUGUUGGCGAAAUGCGUCGUAUGAUCUACGAUGAGGUCGUCCGGUUCCGCUCAGUAGUCCGACAGCAAUCCCAGGCCCAAAGCGCCGCUCAACAAGCACAGAUUGCCCAGCAGACCAACGUCCCUAUCCCCGAGCACCAACAGGGCGUGUGGAGAUCAGAGGAACCCAAACCCCAGGAAGCGCUCGCCGCGGGCGGCAGCAUAAAUGAUCUGGAAUCGUCACUGCAGCGGGGAAUGGACGCGUAA